Messenger RNA from Varanus komodoensis (Komodo dragon), 3590 nucleotides. RefSeq names its product neuronal PAS domain protein 2 (gene NPAS2). Gene Ontology annotation, cellular component: CLOCK-BMAL transcription complex; nucleus; cytoplasm. Lineage: Eukaryota; Metazoa; Chordata; Lepidosauria; Squamata; Varanidae. Gene Ontology annotation, biological process: circadian regulation of gene expression; regulation of transcription by RNA polymerase II. The transcript has 20 exons. The coding region runs from base 160 to 2511 and encodes 783 amino acids. The record is from RefSeq and is a predicted model, not a curated record. Gene Ontology annotation, molecular function: RNA polymerase II cis-regulatory region sequence-specific DNA binding; protein dimerization activity; DNA-binding transcription factor activity, RNA polymerase II-specific.
GGCCCGCUCCGGCUUGAGCGCGGCGGCAGCAGCCCGCGCGCACAGGUGGCCACCGCGGAUAGCAGCAGCAGCGGCGGCGGCGGCCUCUGGCGCCUCCUGGCCACACGCGUCCACCUCCCGCGGCACAGGCACCUCAGAAAAAGCUGCUUAGACAAUCUAAUGGAUGAGGAUGAAAAAGACAGGGCAAAGAGGGCUUCACGAAACAAGUCUGAAAAGAAGAGGCGUGACCAGUUCAACAUCCUUAUCAAGGAGCUCAGCUCAAUGCUUCCAGGAAACACUCGUAAAAUGGAUAAAACCACAGUACUUGAAAAAGUUAUUGGUUUUCUUCAGAAACAUAAUGAAUUCUCGGCACAGACAGAGAUUUGUGAUGUUCAGCAAGAGUGGAAGCCUUCCUUUCUCAGCAAUGAAGAAUUUACCCAGUUGAUGUUGGAGGCAUUAGAUGGAUUUGUUAUAGCUGUUGCCACAGAUGGAAGCAUUGUGUAUGUUUCUGACAGUAUCACGCCUCUUCUUGGACAUUUACCAUGUGAUGUAAUGGAUCAGAAUUUGUUAAAUUUCCUCCCGGAACAAGAACAUUCAGACAUUUAUAAGAUACUGUCAUCUCACAUGCUUCUAAUGGAUAAUGUCUCAUCAGAUUACUUAAAAUCUGAUGAUGUUUUUGAAUUUUAUUGCCAUCUUCUGCGAGGGAGCCUGAAUCCAAAGGACUUUCCAACAUACGAAUACAUAAAAUUUGUAGGGAAUUUUCUAUCUUGCAGCCAUGUGCCUAUAUCCACUUGUAAUGGCUUUGAUGGUGCUGUUCCAAGAGGUUACAGAACACCACUAGGAAAACAAGUCUGCUUUGUUGCUACUGUUCGGCUGGCAACGCCUCAGUUUUUAAAGGAAAUGUGCACAGUUGAAGAACCGUUGGAGGAAUUUACUUCGAGACAUAGUUUGGAAUGGAAAUUUUUAUUUCUGGAUCACAGAGCACCACCAAUUAUAGGAUAUUUGCCUUUUGAAGUGCUGGGGACUUCUGGGUAUGAUUACUAUCAUAUAGAUGACUUACAGCUCUUAGCACGAUGCCAUGAACAUUUGAUGCAGUUUGGCAAAGGGAAGUCCUGCUGUUACCGGUUUCUGACCAAAGGACAGCAGUGGAUCUGGCUGCAAACACAUUACUAUAUCACCUACCACCAGUGGAACUCCAAGCCAGAAUUCAUCGUAUGCACCCACACAGUAGUAAGUUAUGCAGAUGUUCGAGUGGAAAGGCGACGAAAUCUGGUCUUGCAGGAUACACCUUCAGAGAUAAUUUCUUCAGUACUAAAGGACAGUGGCUCAGAUUUGGAUCCUCAACAGCACUUUAACACACUUGAAUUAGGUGCAUCGCUUCUCAACAGCACCCGGACGCUUUCUGUGUCCUCUCAAGGCUCACCCAAAUCUUUGCCUACAUCCUUACCUGACUCAGCGUCCACAACAACAAAACUCUUGCCAGAGCCUCCCCCUUUGCAACAAACCCCCACCAUGGAGCAGGAUCUACCAAUUCAAAAAUCCAGUCAACCUGCCACUGCUCAGCUCUCAAACCAGUUUAACAUGUUCCAAACCAUCAAAGACCAACUUGAGCAGCGGACUCGUAUACUGCAAGCCAAUAUUCAGUGGCAGCAGGAAGAACUGCAAAAGAUCCAGGAACAGCUCUGUAUGGUACAAGAUUCCAACAUACAGUUGUUUUUACAACAGCCAACAGCAUCUCUGAAUUUUAGCAGUAUGCAGCAGCCAGAACCUCAGGGGAAGUCUGUGGUUGAUUCUCAGCAACAGCAAAUAAUUCCAAGGCUGCCUCUUCAAGGUCAGGUGGCAGCUUCUCAAACAGUGGACCAUCAAAUGUUAAGAGAAGAAAAUGUGCUAUCGAACCAGGAUAAGGAAUCCGGGAGGACCUCCCAAGGGAUGCAAAAUGGUUGUCCUUCUUCCAGCAACUUAACCUCACAAUUUAACAAUGCCUCUGUGCUCCCACAAUCUUUGAGUUUAGCUCCACCUGCUGUCGUUCUGCAGGAUAGCAGCCACCGACAUAACACGCCUGACUUCAGUCAUGACCAGCAAUUGAGACUGUUGCUAAGUCAACCUAUUCAACCAAUGAUGCCUGGUUCCUGCCAUGCAAGGCAAUCCUCAGAUGUUGAUGCUGGAAGCCAAGCUAAGUAUUCUCAGAGGCUACCGUCAUUCCCAAGUUUGGAAGAGCAGGGUUCCAGCAGCAGCGCACCUAUCGUGCUGAUGGGACAAGCAGUGUUACACCCUGGUUUCCCUGCAGCACAGUCCUCUCAGGCAUCACCUUUGCAACCUAUGCAUCAACAACAUCAGCAGCAAUGCUAUCUUCAGGUGCAGUCUGCAGGCCCUUUGCACAGCGAACAGGUGGAUUCUUUGCUCUUGCCUUCCUACUCUCCACAGGAAGGAAAUGUAGAGUACCAUCAUGUGCAUUCGCAGCGGCGGCAACAUGGUGUCAGGAGAUCCAUCAGCUUGUCUAAAUCCUCAAAUGUGCAACAGCAUUUGCAGUAGAAUCCACUGUCACAAUCAGUGCACAUUUAGCUUUAUUUAACAGUGGCCGGGCAGGGAAAACGGUUGGCAUAUGCAUAUGUGUUUAUUUCAGAUCUUUGUGAUAUACAAAGACCUUUACAAGUGUAGACCUUGGUGAAUAGUGCAAUAGGAAAGGAACGGGAAUCAUUUUGCAGAUGUUUGCACUAUUUGAUAUCUGUGUUAUGAAGAGUUAUAAUAAUACAUGCCAUGAUGUGCAAACUGUGGCACUAACUGGUAUGUGUCAGUAGAAGAUUGUUCUGACUAUUUCCACCAGAAAGUACUCUGGCUAUUCCAAAAAAGUAAAUUUAAAUUUCUUGGCCUUCACUAUUUUGCUGUUUUAAAAUGAAAAGCACUGGUUCAGAGAGCUCUAUUGAGAGGAUGAGAGAUUAUUUUUAUUAUGAUCGAUAUUAUUGUUUUGCACAACAAGCAUAAUCUAGCACUUUUGGGGGAAAAAAGUCUGUUCCAGUGGCCAAACAAGCACUUCCAGUGGGAUAGAACAUGUCGUUUAUUUUUUUGAAAAACAGAAAAAAAGCACCCUGCCAAAAGAUUAUUUAUAGUCCUUGGACUGAAAGUAUUGAGCUUGAUACCUCCCCACCUCCCUCUUGCUAUUUCUUAUAUUUCCAAGAAAUUGCACUGGACAGUUUCCUAUUUACUUAAUGAACAUAAGUAAACAGUGAAUCUAAGCACAAUCAUGCAGCUAAUACUCCAACAUGCCUAGUCAUGCUCUUCAAACACUUUAAAGAAAAACUAUUACCUGAACAGCCCCUUCACACAACUUUUCACAGAACAAGCAUCUGAAGAAUAUGCACUGUGUUACAGCCCAUUAAGUGGGAAAAUGCUGCAACUAUAUUACAUAUCUCUUUCAUUAUUACGUUUUAGGAGUGAAUUUUCCUUCAAUGCAUUGCACUUUUGUAUGCUUUAUGUUGAUGUUUCUAAGAGAUUUUAUGUCAUUAUAAAAUAAGUAGUGUAAAAAAGCUGUUGUAAAAACAUCAACCCUGACCUAUUUCUAUAUAAAAUAAAAUUAUAUGGGAUUAUGUGGAAAUUAUUUUGUAUAUGAAAGA